This is a messenger RNA of Dendroctonus ponderosae (mountain pine beetle), 1271 nucleotides long. Its product is annotated as toxin Tbo-IT2. The coding region runs from base 68 to 388 and encodes 106 amino acids. The record is from RefSeq and is a predicted model, not a curated record. NCBI's taxonomy places the organism in Eukaryota, Metazoa, Arthropoda, Insecta, Coleoptera, Curculionidae. The transcript is spliced from 3 exons. Gene Ontology annotation, cellular component: extracellular region. Gene Ontology annotation, molecular function: ion channel inhibitor activity.
CGUUUCACUCCACGCCACGACGCUCGUCCGACGUUCAGUGCGCUCUCCGUCGUCUUCCGUAGAAGACAUGAAGAUCGCUUGGCUCGUGCUGGCUUCUUGCGUACUCGUAUUGGCACAUGCUGCUGUGCCAUAUUUCGAUGAUGACCAAGCCUAUCCUGCAUCAGAAGAUGAUUAUUCUGAAAAUUCCAUCGACAGAACUCUUCAACAGCCAGCAGAAAAACGUAAGAGCUCUUCAAUAAUUUACCUUUUCAGACGAGCUUGUAUCCGAAGAGGCGGAAACUGCGAUCACCGAGCAAACGAUUGUUGUUACAACAGCUCGUGCCGAUGCAAUUUAUGGGGUUCCAACUGUCGGUGCCAACGAAUGGGGAUCUUCCAAAAAUGGGGCUAAUUUUUCUAAGUAAUCGCAUCAACACGAAUGGCCCAAUAACAACCAAUUUACGUCUGAAUCACUUUUUCUGUUUAGUUGAUUUUAACAUUAAUUUUUUGUAAAUUUCUUGAAAUUUGUUAAAUCACAUGUUUUCACGCUAUUGGGUCAUUCCAAAUUGGAUUUUUCGAUUCGGACUAGAACUUCGAUCACUCGCCCAGUUGAAAUGUUAUUUUUAUCGCGUUUAUUUCAAAAGACUGACUUUUAGACUCCUUUUAGAAAUUCUGAGCGACUGAAUUGAACUUGUGGUCCAGACCUCCUGCUUCGCACUUUGGCUCUGACGAUUUAUCAGUAUUUAGCUUUGUUCUGUUCGUUCUCAUUGUGUCAAAUAUUGAAACGCCUUUUGAUGAUGUGAAACCACGAAAAUCCGACGAAAUAUCACUUAUUUAUAAACGGCAGAAAUUUGACGUUGAAUUCAACUUUUCCUGGUUUCCUAGGGAGUUGGCCGCCCUUUUACUAAGAGUUUAUCCAGCCACAUUCUUAGUAGAUCAGGGCGUGUCCAGCAUUAACAUUUAUUUAAAUACUGGAAUUUAUUAGAGAAACACCUGCUUAUUUACCACUGACAUUUCCUUAGUAGUUUAGACACAUAUUCCAGUAUUGAACAAGUAACUGAAAUUAUAUAAAUCCUUAACAAUACAUAAAUAUAAUAGUAUUUAGGACUAAUUUAUUGUGGCCAUGGGCGCCGCCUUGUCAGUAGCGACAUGAAUUUAUCCCUAAACCUAAGCAGUUAUACUUUAACGUACAUAUUGAGACAUAGGAAUAUUUAUAUAUGUGAGAAGGGUGCAACGUUCAGGAUUCUGUCAAUAUAUAUAAAAAUAUAUAUAUAUAGAUAUCAAUUGGCCUAAGA